Messenger RNA from Cicer arietinum (chickpea), 905 nucleotides. Its product is annotated as heavy metal-associated isoprenylated plant protein 26. The record is from RefSeq and is a predicted model, not a curated record. NCBI's taxonomy places the organism in Eukaryota, Viridiplantae, Streptophyta, Magnoliopsida, Fabales, Fabaceae. Gene Ontology annotation, molecular function: metal ion binding.
AUUACAGACGGCUAAGAUUCGAAGUAAAACAGAGUAAAGAAUCUAAGUACCACGCUGUUAAUUAAUUUGUUAAUAAUAAUGUCUUAAUGUGCACUCAAUGAAAUUGGUUACUAUAAAUGUGGUCCAACCAACACAAGUAACUUGUCCUUGUCUCCUACCACUACUACUCACCAGUAGGACUGUUUUGAUUAGUACAAAGAAAGAAUCAGAUAUUUUGGGAAACAAAUCUGAGAAAAAUGGGUGCUUUGGAUCACAUUUCUGAGCUAUUUGACUGCUCCGGAGGUUCUCACCACAAAAAGCGCAAACAAUUGCAGACGGUGGAAGUGAAAGUGAAGAUGGAUUGCGAAGGAUGCGAGAGGAAAGUGAGAAAGGCGGUUGAAGGAAUGAAAGGAGUGAACCAAGUGGAUAUUGACAGAAAGGCCUCCAAGGUAACCGUUGUGGGAUAUGUAGAACCUUCCAAAGUGGUGGCGCGUAUCGCUCACCGCACUGGGAAGAGGGCAGAGAUAUGGCCAUAUAUCCCAUACGACGCCGUUGCUCAUCCCUACGCACAAGGUGUUUACGAUAGGAAAGCCCCUUCAGGUUACGUUCGGAAUACAUACGGUGAGUCUCAGUAUCCAAAUCUAGCGCGUGCAAGCUCCACCGAAGUCCGCUACACCACCGCUUUCAGCGACGAGAACCCAGCCGCCUGUGCUGUCAUGUGAUUUACCAAUCUAAGUGUUUAAUUAAAUCUAUCUUAUUUCUCUUUGCUUAAUUGCUUGGUUAUUAGUAUUCACCAACACCUACUAUGUUUCUUAUAGCUUAGUUCUUGUGCUUAUGUGUUGCCUGCCAGCAUCAAAUUUCUUGCGUUCAUUGUAAAUAUUCUGAUUUUUCAUAAUCUAUGCUCAUAGUACUGCAUUUUGUUUUUA